AUGCACCGAGGGCUUUGGCAAUCACCCUUUCGAAGUCAGCAUGCCUUCUAUAAAUCAAAUCAUGGAUCACUCCUAUGCACAUCAAACCAUUAUCGAUUUUACUCAACAGCAUUUACCUCGAGAAGCCACAAUAUAUUUAAUACUAUAAACUUUUUAAAAUUAUCAUUAUCUUACUUCGGAAUGGCGGACAGCUUUAAUCCACCUCCAGGUCCACCCCCAACAGCUUCUCCUCAAGUUCCAGCGGGCUACAAAGCUCAGUGGAAUGAUCAAUACAAAGAAUGGUUCUAUGUAAAUAUAUACACAAAAAAAUCGCAGUGGGAAAAGCCCACUCAACCUGUCUAUCCGGAUAAUGAGACCCCUCCUUCAGGCCCACCCCCAGGAUAUACAAGUAACAACACAUCAUCAUCAGAUUUAAAACAGAGUUACAGUCAAAAGGGAUCUCAAGGAAGCCCUGACGAUGCAGCCCUAGCUGCUCGCCUUCAAGCGGAAGAAGAUAGCCGUAGUCGUGGUGCGUCCGAUACAAAAUCCAAGGGUGGAUUUUUCGACAAACUGCUCGGAAAAACUACCGGUAAUCCUAAUGGUAACAGUCAAAACUUUUCCCAACAACCCCAAGUUGCGUAUGGUCAGCAGCCUGCGUAUAAUAGCUAUCCUCAAGGUUACCCACAACAAGGCUAUCCUCCUCAGGGCUAUCCACCACAAGGCUAUCCACCACAAGGCUAUCCACCACAAGGCUACCCUCCACAAGGCUAUCCUCCACAAGGCUAUCCUCCACAAGGAUAUCCGCCUCAAGGUUAUCCACAGCAAGGUUAUCCACCUCAGGGUUAUGGUGGCCAGCCUGCUUAUGGAGGAGCUCAACAAAAAAAGCCGGGCGGUGGAGGUAUGGGAAUGAUGGGAGGUGCUGCACUAGGUGCUGGUGCAGGUCUAAUAGGUGGUGUGUUGAUCGCCGACGCCCUUGAACAUCAAGAAGAAGAAGCAUAUGAGCAGGGCUACGGUAAGUCUAAAAUCUUGCGAAUCUUUAUAUCAUAA
Blumeria graminis f. sp. triticale is the source of this 1026-nucleotide messenger RNA. The record is from the annotation of a GenBank genome assembly. Lineage: Eukaryota; Fungi; Ascomycota; Leotiomycetes; Helotiales; Erysiphaceae.